Molecule: messenger RNA, 4616 nt
Organism: Oncorhynchus keta (chum salmon)
Lineage: Eukaryota; Metazoa; Chordata; Actinopteri; Salmoniformes; Salmonidae
Exons: 1
Coding region: 99-2897 (932 amino acids)
Source: RefSeq, a predicted model, not a curated record
AGGAGACUGUCAGCAGUGCUCUUGUUUCACUGGAAGCUGGUGAAGAUACCGGGGCCGGUACAGAUUGUGCACUUGCGAUUGUGCCAGUUCAAGUAAAGAUGGCAAAUGGAAGCAAGUCUACGUUAACCUAUGCAUUUCUCGAUUCUGGUAGCUCAGCAACAUUUUGUACGGAGAGACUCAUGAGGCAGUUGCAGGCUAAAGGCAGUGAGACUGAAAUUCUGCUACGCACAAUGGGGCAGGAGAGUCCUACCAAGAGCUUUGAGAUAUCUGGAUUAGAGAUUGGCAAUGUGGAAGGUGACACAUUUCUUGCAUUACCAAAGGUCUACACCCAAAAUAAGAUCCCAGUGACAAGAGGGAACAUUCCCACUCAGAAAGAUCUCAAAAGGUGGCCAUACCUGAAAGAAGUUCAGUUGAAGGAAAUUGACGCCGACGUCGAACUCCUGAUUGGCGUAAAUGCUCCAAAGGCAAUGGAACCCUGGAAAAUCAUAAAUGGCCAAGGCAACGGACCGUAUGCAGUGAAAACCCUCUUUGGAUGGGUGAUGAAUGGUCCUCUUAACAAUUGUACCAUGGCAGAAGAAUCUGGGCACACUACGGUGAUGGCCAAUCGUAUCUCAAUUGCCGACCUGGGGGUUCUUCUUGUAAAUCAGUACAACCAUGACUUCCCUGAGAGAGGGUAUGAAGAGAAAAGUGAGAUGUCAGCUGAGGAUCGUAGGUUUAUGGAGAUCGUAUCAAGCUCCAUAACCCUCAAAGACCAUCACUACUACUUACCGUUGCCCUUUCGCAAAACAGAUGUAGUCCUGCCAAACAAUCGUGACAUGGCAAAGCAGCGGGCUCUAAAUAUUAUCAGGAAAUUCAAGAAGGACAAAGGUUACGCUGCAGAGUACAAAGGCUUCAUGGAAGAGAUGAUAACAAAAGGUUACGCCGAGAAGGUACCACAAGAACAGCUCCUCAGAGAGAAAGGCAAGGUAUGGUACAUACCACACCAUGGCGUUCACCAUAAGCGCAAAGGAACGAUACGAGUAGUGUUUGACUGUUCAUCAUCCUAUAAAGGUAUAUCUCUUAACAGUGAACUCCUUCAAGGCCCUAACCUGGCAAACACGCUUAUAGGAGUCUUGCUAAGAUUUCGGCAAGAGCACAUUGCCAUGAUGGCAGACAUCGAAGGAAUGUUCCAUCAAGUACGUGUCCAUGAAGAUUACUUAGACUUCCUGCGAUUCCUAUGGUGGCCGGAUGGUGAUACUAACAAAAGAUUGGAGGAGUACAGAAUGACAGUACAUCUUUUCGGUGCUAUAUCCUCUCCAAGUUGUGCAAACUUUGCACUGCGAAAGACUGCAGAAGACAACUGUGAGAGGUACGAUGAAGAGGUAAUUCAAACAGUCAAGUCCAACUUCUAUGUUGAUGACUGCCUCAAGUCAGUGGCCACAGAAGAACAAGCCAUAGCUCUCACGAAAAACCUCAGGGAUGUGUGCUCUCAGGGUGGGUUCAAAUUGACCAAGUGGGUCAGCAACAGCCGCACUGUGCUGGCUUCUAUCCCUGAUGAACACAAAGCCAAGCAGAUAAAAGAAAUGGACCUGGACAGAGAAAAGCUGCCUGUUGAAAGAGCACUUGGAAUCCGAUGGAACAUUGAAAGUGAUGCAUUUACCUUCCGAGUCACUGUCAAGAACAGACCCCUUACAAGAAGAGGUAUUCUCUCAACUGUCAGCUCUAUUUAUGAUCCAUUAGGUUUCCGCGCCCCAUUUGUAUUAAAGGCAAAGCAAAUCCUUCAAGUGCUCUGCAAGCUAAAGUGUGGAUGGGACGAAGUCAUCCCUGAAGAACACUCUAUUUCAUGGCAGAGAUGGCUCUCAGAGCUGGACCAGCUCUCCAGAUUCCAGAUAGACAGGUGUAUGAUGCCUGAGAACUUUGGUCAAGUCAAGACGGCACAGCUGCAUCACUUCGGUGAUGCAAGUGAACAAGGUUAUGGCACGGCAAGUUACCUUAGGUUCACAAACGGUAUGGAAAAGGUUCACAUUGCAUUCAUACUGGGGAAAUCAAGGGUGACUCCACUCAAGCAGAUGACAAUCCCCAGACUGGAACUUGCUGCAGCAACAUUGGCAGUGCGAGUGGACAGGAUGUUAAAGUUGGAGCUCCAGAUUGAACUUGAGGAGUCAACUUUUUGGAUGGACAGCCAGUCUGUGCUAAAAUACAUCCGCAAUGAUACCAAGAGAUUCCAUACCUUUGUGGUUAAUAGGGUUGGUAUGAUCCGUGACCUAUCGAAAGCAAAACAGUGGAGGUAUUUGAACUCAAAACACAACCCAGCCGAUGAUGCCUCAAGAGGAUUAUACGUUGAAAUGUUCCUGAACUCAAAGAGAUGGCAUAAAGGACCAGAAUUCCUGGAGAAACCAGAAACUCAAUGGCCGAAAGUCCCCGAGGAGCUUGGCUCCAUCCCUCCGGAUGAUCCAGAGGUGAGAAAAGACGUAAUCGUAAACCAUACAAGUGUGGAAGAAAAGAGUCCAACCAGCAAACUGAUUGAGUACUAUUCAACAUGGAACAGCUUGAAGAAAGCAGUUGCCUGGAUGCUGAAACUGAAGAAACGUCUUCUACAGUUAAGCCAGAAAAGGAACAUUUUCUCUCAAACUGGUCCAGAUCAGAGUCUGACAAACUCACUGAAGGAACAAAUUGACAAGUUGAAACUGACGUUUGGAAAAGAAAGUCUGUCUGUGUAUGACCUAGAUGAAGCAGAAAAGGUCAUCAUUCGAUUUGAACAACGACAGCACUUUAAACAAGACAUUGCACUAGUUGUGAAAGGAAAACAAUGUGCCAAGAGAAGUGGCUCAAUCUGUAAGCUUGAUCCAAUUGUUGACAAUGGCAUUCUGAGAGUAGGAGGAAGGUUAACCAAAGCUGCUAUGCCUACGGAACUGUAGCUCAGUUGGUAGAGCAUGGCGCUUGUAACGCCAGGGAAGUGGGUUCAAUCCCUGGGACCACCCAUACGUAGAAUGUAUGCACACAUGACUGUAAGUCGCUUUGGAUAAAAGCGUCUGCUAAAUGGCAUUUAUUAUUAUUAUUAUAUAUUAAAGAAUCCUAUGAUCCUGCCCAAAGACUCCUACAUCUCUAGACUGAUCUUACUCCACAUCCAUGAGCAGGUUGGCCACUCUGGGAGAGGUCACAUGCUUUCUAGACUUCGCCAGCGAUAUUGGAUACCCUGUGCCAACUCUUUAGCAAGGAAGAUCCUUAAGAGCUGUGUCUUUUGCAGGCGGAUGCAAGCUAGAGCUGGAGAACAGAAGAUGGCCGACCUUCCACAAGAUCGGGUGUCACCUGAUUUACCGCCUUUUACCCAUGUGGGCAUAGAUUACUUCGGCCCCAUAGAGGUGAAGCGAGGCCGCGUUCAUGUGAAGCGUUAUGGUGUGAUCUUUACUUGCCUUGUGAGUCGAGCUGUCCAUCUAGAAGGUGCUAGUUAUCUGGAUACUGAUUCCUGCAUCAAUGCCCUCCGCAGGUUCAUCUGUCGAAGGGGCCCAGUAACAAGUAUCAGAACAGACAAUGGCACCAACUUUGUUGGAACACACAGAGAGCUAGGAGAAGCUAUGAAAGAGCUGGAUCACAACAAGAUUCAAAAAGAAUUACUGAAGGAAGGAGUGACAUGGUCAUUCAACCCUCCCUCUGGAGCCCACCAUGGGGGGGGUAUGGGAGAGGUUGAUCCGACUGGUGAAAAAUAUCCUCUAUUCAGUCCUUAAAGAGCAAGUACUGGAUGAUGAGGCUUUGCAGACAGCCUUGUGUGAAGUUGAGGCGAUUAUGAACGACAGACCAAUCACUACUGUAACAAAUGACCCUAAUGAUCUAGAACCCUGACUCCGAACCAUCUGCUUCAUCUGAAGGCUAAGCCAGUCCUGCCACCAGGACUAUUCCAGAGAAGCGACCUAUACUCACGAAGGAGAUGGAAGCAAGUACAAUAUAUCACUGACCUCUUCUGGAAGAGAUGGAUCAGGGAGUAUCUUCCACUUAUGCAGGAGCGGAACAAGUGGAACAAAACUAAGAGAAACUUCAGUCCUGGUGACCUCGUGGUCAUCGUCGAUGACACCGCCCCAAGGAACUCUUGGCUAAUGGGGCGUGUGGUGGAGGCUUUGCCAGGGGCCAAAGGUCUUGUCCGGAGCGUCAUGGUUAAGACUAAGACCAAUAUCUUACAGAGACCUAUCAAUAAACUCUGUCUGCUCCUUGAGGCGACGGAGUGACACACACACACACACACACACACAGUGCUCCAUCUUAGAAUCACGUGCACCUCUGAUUCGUUGAUGUCGUACUCUUACAUUCUUUGAUGUCAUACAUUUUUGGACGUCAAACUCUUGACAUUUUUCGAAGUUGAACACCUUUACACUUCAACUCAGACUGAGAUCUAUGGACUAUUUUCCUAUAUGGUACCUUGUAUAUUUGUAUAUAGCUAUGAACUGCAAUAGUGCUCUGGUAUAGAAUGUUUUGUGUAUUGGCUCUACGUUUGAAUUUAAAGUAAUUGUUGUGCAUUCAGUGCAGUCAACAAUUAGGGGCCGGUAUGUUAGAGCCGAUUUGGACAUAUUUGUAUAAAAGACCGAACAUAUGGAGCUCCAUGUAUAUUUGUGUAAAUAUAUUAAAUAUUAAUGUAAAUGAUGAAA